Molecule: messenger RNA, 1128 nt
Organism: Lodderomyces orthopsilosis Co 90-125
Lineage: Eukaryota; Fungi; Ascomycota; Pichiomycetes; Serinales; Debaryomycetaceae
Exons: 1
Coding region: 1-1128 (375 amino acids)
Molecular function (GO): zinc ion binding
Source: RefSeq, a predicted model, not a curated record
AUGGAUUCACCUGUAAUUAUCGACUUCGAAGUAUCAAACGGAGAUACUAAUGGUAUCCCAUUCUGGUUGCGUGAUGUAUUUGAUCGUGCACUAGAUGCCGCUGGACUUGGCAGUCGUCUGGCGUCGGAUGAUGCUAUUGCUAAUCUCGUCAAGGUUGAUCCAACACAACUAGUGGAUAAGGAAUGUGCGAUAUGUUAUGACAAGUUCCAGACCGAGAAAGUAGAAGUUAAAGAGUGUAUGGAGCUGCCGGAAGAAGGCAUCUACAGAGAGUUGUUGGAACAGGAUAAAGAGUUUAAGAUGAAACUUCGAGACGAGUAUGGUAUACAAUUAGAAGCCCUUGAAAGGUCAUCCACGUUUAAUGAUCCACACUUAUUCUUGCCCACGGAUGUCGGAGGCAGUUUAUAUAGUAGAUUUCCGCAACGCAACUUGUCAACGUUCGAAAAUGUGACUAUAGAUGAUCAAUUUCCUGGCUAUAACAGUGACGGUAAGGAGAGAAAGGAAAAGAAAAUAGAGCAAUACAAAAAAGAAGGACAUAUUGCCGUCAAGAUGCCUGAGUGUGGACAUGUAUUUGGGCUAUCUUGUAUUGUUGAAUGGUUAAAAGCACAUGUGUCAUGUCCUUUGUGUCGAAAGGAGGUUGAGGCUAGGAAAAACGAUCCCAACAUAUCCAAGAAGGAAAACAUCGAGGAAAAUGUCGUUGCCAAUUAUAACAAUGAAUCUGAAAUUGUUGAGCAUUUAAUGACUCACUCAACUGAUGUAUUCCGUCCAUUCAGGCGACCAUUCAAUCCACGUGUUACCCCCGUAACUGACUCCUAUAUGGAUCACAAUUGGACCACACCACCCUACCAAUCACGCCCCACUCGAUCUCAAGACCCAAGUAUCGUAUUGCCAAAACGGUUUCCCUUCCCUGAUCCUUUGGGAGGGACAAGUUUACCUCGCAUGCGAGGAGGAUUCCGAGAGUCCAGGCGAGUUAGGAGGGCACGAUCAAUGAAUAGUAAUGAUGAAGAACUGGAAGCACGGAGGAGAAGAAGUGGCUCAAAUGAAUCUGGUAGAAGUGCUCGAAGGGUGAAUUUUUCACCUCAUACUACAAACAUCGACGAUUUGCACGAUACUAGCGAUGAAGAUAUCUAG